UUCUGUGAUCAAACAGCUUAUUCUGUGGAUAAAUUAGAUCAAAUUGGUGAACAUGUUCUGCCGUACGGUUGGGAAAUUGUACAAGAUAUGAAAUAUGGUACAUUUUACAUUGAUCAUAUUAACAAACAUACACAAUAUGAACCACCAACAGUGGAAGAUUUUCAAUUAGGUGAACAAGUUCGUAUGAAAUAUUUAACUCAAUUGAAUACAAUUCAUCGUAAAUCACUGCCAAAAUCAACAACAACAAUAAAUACUACUACUACUACUACCAAUACUACUAAUAAUCAUUCUAUCAUUAAACAUGGAAAUCAUGAUAAUAAAAGUACUCCUAAUAAUCCAGAUGUUGAUGAUGAAGACGAUCAAAGUGAAUUCGCUUCUUCCAUCUCCUCCUCAUCAGCAUCAGCAUCCGCAUCCACAUCAUCACAUAUGGAUGGGAAUGGACGUGUAACACCUGUAACAUUUUGUUCUGAUUUAAAACAAUUACACGGUCCAUUAAUUAAUACAAUUCUAGUGAAAAGUCCACGUGGUUUUGGAUUUACAAUUAUUGGUGGUUCCGAUUGUAAUCGAUCAGCAUUUUUACAAGUAAAGUUGUAA
Molecule: messenger RNA, 594 nt
Organism: Schistosoma turkestanicum
Lineage: Eukaryota; Metazoa; Platyhelminthes; Trematoda; Strigeidida; Schistosomatidae
Source: the annotation of a GenBank genome assembly